Vidua chalybeata is the source of this 1177-nucleotide messenger RNA. RefSeq names its product alpha-aspartyl dipeptidase-like. The coding region runs from base 1 to 741 and encodes 246 amino acids. The record is from RefSeq and is a predicted model, not a curated record. Lineage: Eukaryota; Metazoa; Chordata; Aves; Passeriformes; Viduidae. Gene Ontology annotation, biological process: proteolysis. Gene Ontology annotation, molecular function: serine-type peptidase activity. The transcript has 8 exons.
AUGGGGGGCCCGCGGCGCCUGCUGCUGAUCUCCAACUCCACCCUGCACGGAGGGGGGUACCUGGGCCACUGCCAGCAGCACAUCCAGAGCUUCCUCGGGCAGAAGGUGAAGCGGGUGCUGUUCAUCCCCUACGCCCUGCACGACCGCGACGCCUACGCCCGCACGGCCAGGGAGAAGUUUGAAAGCCUGGGUUAUGGGCUGGACAGCAUUCACGAAUCUUGUGAUCCAGCGGAAGCUGUAAGGAAAUCUGAAGCAAUAUUUAUUGGAGGUGGGAACACAUUCCGUCUCCUGAAAGCUCUUUAUGACAACAGUCUGAUACAUGAGAUCAGGAAGAGAGUUCUUGAGGAUGGGAUUCCUUACAUGGGAUCCAGCGCAGGAACCAAUGUUGCUACUGUCAGCAUCAAUACCACCAAUGACAUGCCAAUUGUUUAUCCACCUUCCCUGCAGGCUCUAGGAUUAGUUCCUUUUAAUAUUAACCCCCACUACCUGGACCCAGACGUUAAAAGAACUCACAUGGGUGAGACCAGAGAAGAAAGAAUCCGCCAGUAUCAUGAAGAACCAAACACCCCCCCAGUUCUGGGCUUGCGGGAAGGUACAAUGCUGUUAGUGGAAGGAGAUAAAGCCACAUUGCAAGGAGUGACAGGAGCACGUCUGUUUUUGAGGGGUAAGAAACCAACUGAACAUGAGCCUGGAACAGAUUUCAGUUUCCUCCUGACUGACAGCAAUUCCUUGAAUCCAUAGCCUUCCAUAUUCUGCAGCAAAAGUUAUAUAUGGGGAAGACAAAGAAGAAAAAGGAAAUAGAUGCUUUUUGUCCCAGGGUGGGUGGGGAACUUCAGCUUCAUAAAUAAAGAUAAAUAUGCAUUAGUGGGCUCUCAUCCUCACCCCGAUGCAUGUCUCGGACACCUCCUUCCCAGAAAAGAAGACACUUUUUAUUGCAGUACUUGGAUUAUCAUAGCUAUUCAAUGCUUGAAGGAGCCUGUACAUUCACGUGUCCACUAAUUCCUUCCCCACCAAAAAAAAAAAAAUGUUACCUUAACACAAUUAAGACGGGACACUGAGUCAGCUGUUCCCACUGCCUACUUUUAUCUGCUACAUAAAAGAAUUGUUCAUUCAGUGUACUCCCACACUUAGUUUAAUUUUUUAGUGCUAUUAAUAAAGGGAGAAGUUAUGCAUUCAA